Phaedon cochleariae (mustard beetle) is the source of this 1707-nucleotide messenger RNA. NCBI's taxonomy places the organism in Eukaryota, Metazoa, Arthropoda, Insecta, Coleoptera, Chrysomelidae. The record is from the annotation of a GenBank genome assembly.
AUGCCCGUUUGUGAAUCAUGUACUUCAGGUAUAAACAAUAAAUCUCCUGGGUUGCAGUGUACAGGGGAUUGCCGAAAGUUUUACCACGGUAAAUGUGUAGAUAUUAAUAAACAAGAUCUCAAUAAAUUUCUUAUGCAUGGAGUGCACUGGAUAUGCCCAAGUUGUAGAGACGUGACAAAUAAUACAUCUAUUGUGAUUGGAACCGAAAGCAAUGAUACUGAUAUGGAAUCUGUACCUUCUUCAGUCACUUUGAUAUUGAAAGAUAUCCAAGAAAAUCUGCGAUCUCUCAAUAAGAAAUAUGAGGAUGUUAUGGACUCUGUCAAUUUCUGUAGCAAUCAAAUCAGCACUUUCGAAACCGCUAUGAAUAGAAUGAACGAGAAAAUAGCGUCACUGGAGAAAGUGAACCGAGAAAAUGUUAACUUGAAAAUAGAAGUAUCCCAACUACAUACCAAAGUGGAUCUCUUGGAACAGCAAACUCGAGCGAAUAACCUAGAAAUACAAGGUGUGCCCUUCAGAGAAAAUGAAAAUCUGUUGAGCAUUAUGUGUAAGAUUGGUGAACACGUCAAGUGUCCUAUUGCCGAGGCAGACAUAGACACCGUGUAUCGUGUUGCCCCCCAUCCCUCGUCUGCUCAACAGAUGAAACCCAUCAUAGUCAAACUAUUAAAUAAGCAUAAACGGGAUUCGAUUCUAGCUGCAACCAAAAGACUCAGGCGUGAAAGCAAUACUGCUGGUAUUGCUAUAGAAAAUAUAUCAAAGAAGUUAUUCAUAAAUGAACAUCUAACCAGUAAGAUAAAGUUGCUGCUCAAGAAUACCAAGGAAGCCGCCAAAAGCAAGAACUUCAAAUUUGUUUGGGUUAUCGGCCAAAGCAGUUCUGAUUAUGCUGUAGUCACAAUGGAAUAUUAUUUGUCUCGGGAUAGCAGCAAGGAAUGUCAGGAGUUCUUAGGACCAAUGAAAGAAUUUAUACUCUACAUACACGCUGCUAAAACUAGUGAUAUAUUUAAUAUUGGUAAAUUGAAGCCGUUCAGGCGCUUGCAACAAGAUGAGGCAUUACGUCUGCGAGUUGGAUUGUUCAACUCACCAAACGCCACACCAGACGACAUUGCCACUGCUGGAGAGAUGUUCAUUAUGUCUCUGUAUCCAGGGAAAACCUCGGAUGAUCUUGGAAAGAGAAGGUUCCAGAUGUAUGUGAAAAUCAAUUCUUGGCUCCCUGCCAACAAGAUAUUUGAUCUGGCCCAGCUGCCUCCAACAUCAUCGUCAAGUAGAGAGCACUCAUUACGAGUCUAUCUUCAGGUCCAGGAAUGGUUAGGAAAUCCUCUACCGCCCACUGAUUGGGGAUUCGAGGAGAACGAAGAGGGUCACUUACGCCCAGUGACCAACCGAAGUAAGCCGGCUCCAGACCGCCUUCUCGAAAUGGUAUCUUGUAACUGCACACAAGGUUGUGAAUCCAAAAAAUGUACGUGCAGAAGGCACAAGAUGGUGUGUUCGAACAUCUGCGGGUACUGCGCGGGGCAUGGAUGUAGUAAUACGUCAAGAGAAGAGGACGAGGACAACGUCGACCAUCCGGAAAAAGACCUCGAGCCGAUCGCGUGUACUGGUACGCCACCGAACAUCCAUAAUUGCUUCUCUUUCCUCUAUUUGAGGAUGUGUUAUUGUUUUAUUUAUAAUAAUUUUGUUUCAGAAACCGAUGUGGAACUCAGCCUCGCUUGA